Molecule: messenger RNA, 900 nt
Organism: Orycteropus afer afer
Lineage: Eukaryota; Metazoa; Chordata; Mammalia; Tubulidentata; Orycteropodidae
Gene: DCK
Product: deoxycytidine kinase
Biological process (GO): nucleobase-containing compound metabolic process
Cellular component (GO): cytoplasm; mitochondrion
Molecular function (GO): ATP binding; deoxycytidine kinase activity
Source: RefSeq, a predicted model, not a curated record
GAGAGCUACAGUGCUCUCAUUCCUAGCCACCUCUCAAGCCCUCCCUGCUUAACGCGCUACAGGCCUCCAACAAGACGACAGAAUGGCAACCCCGCCCAAGAGAAGUUGCCCACCGCCUGCGACCAGUUCUGAAGGCAUCCGCAUCAAGAAAAUCUCUAUCGAAGGGAACAUCGCUGCAGGGAAGUCAACAUUUGUGAAUAUCCUUAAACAAGUCUGUGAGGAUUGGGAUGUGGUUCCUGAACCUGUUGCCAGAUGGUGCAGUGUUCAAAGUACUCAAGGUGAAUUUGAGGAACUGACAACAUCUCAGAAAAGUGGUGGCAAUGUUCUUCAGAUGAUGUAUGAGAAACCUGAACGGUGGUCUUUUACCUUCCAGUCGUAUGCCUGCCUCAGUCGAAUACGAGCUCAACUUGCUUCUCUCAAUGGCAGGCUCAAAGAUGCUGAGAAACCUGUAUUAUUUUUUGAACGAUCUGUGUAUAGUGACAGGUAUAUUUUUGCAUCUAAUUUGUAUGAUUCUGACUGCAUGAAUGAAACAGAGUGGACAAUUUAUCAAGACUGGCAUGACUGGAUGCAUAACCAAUUUGGCCAAAGCCUUGAACUGGAUGGAAUCAUUUAUCUCCGAGCCACUCCAAAGACAUGCCUGAAGAGAAUAUAUUUACGGGGAAGAAAUGAAGAACAAGGCAUUCCUCUGGAAUAUUUAGAGAAGCUUCACUAUAAGCACGAAAGCUGGUUACUGAGUAGAACACUGAAAACCAACUUUGAUUAUUUACAAGAGGUACCUACCUUAACACUGGAUGUUAAUGAAGACUUUAAAGACAAACAUGAAAGUCUGGUUGAAAAGGUCAAAGAAUUUUUGAGCACUUUGUGAUCUUGCUGAAGACUACAGGCAACCAAAUGUUUCCA